GGGUGUAAGUCGUUCGGCAUGAUAUACCGCUUUUGGGCGGCAAUUGGAUGUGUAGUGCCGAUUCUCGGAACCGGGGAAAUCAAGAGCCGAGGGGAAGCUUGGGGGAAAAAAUUGCUGACCUUCUUCUGGAAGCUGUUGGAAGAGACGAGAUCCACCGCCGAUUUGAACUCCGUUGAACACCGAAGCCGAACUCUUCUUCUUGUUUACUUCUCCAAUUACGAAUCUACGACUCUCUUGAUCAUAUACCCAACCAUCUUUUUUACUUAAUCACAAUGGCCACCUCCAUCAAGUCCAUCCGAGCUCUCGCUCCCCUCCUUGACCGUGUUCUCGUCCAGCGCAUCAAGGCCGAGACCAAGACCGCCAGCGGCAUCUUCCUGCCCGAGUCCAGCGUUGAGAAGCUCAACGAGGCCAAGGUCCUCGCCGUCGGCCCCGGUGCCAUGGACAAGAAGGGUAACCGACUACCCAUGGGCGUUGCCGUUGGUGACCGUGUUCUGAUCCCUCAAUUCGGCGGUUCCCCCGUCAAGGCCGGCGAGGAGGAGUUCCAGCUCUUCCGCGACAGCGAGAUCCUGGCCAAGAUCAACGAAUAAGAUACCCAUAUAUCAAAAAUAGCCUACUUGUAUCAUACUGUACCAUAUCGAGAGCGGCGGACGCAAGAGAUGGAGCUCUGAGGUCGCUUUGGAGGGGAAGAGGGAGGGGACGAUUGUAAUGUAGGCGCAAAAAUGACAGACCAAUUAUGCAAGGAUUCAAGAUGUAUGUUUGUAUAAGUGUGUAUGAGAAGUUUAAAAGUGUUGGCCGCGCAGGACAGAAUCAAAUCUCCACUCUUACCCUUUCAAUUGUAUGAUUUUACGAAUCAUUACCCGUAUUGUGUGAUAGUAGUAUCGUGGAUGAGGCUUCGGCAGGUGAAGCAGCUAGACGUCGCAUAUAUAGGAAGGCAAAGGAUCAAUUGGUUAUGAGUCGAUCUGGUGAAUGGGCCGGCAUUUGGGCUACCGAAGCGCCGAAGAGCGAAGGCCGAAGCCUGACGAGGUUAUUCUUGUACGACCUGUGCAGGGCCGAUGUUUUGUUUUGUUUUCUCUCGAAACACACUUUGCUGCAGAAGGCCGAUACUGAAGCUGAGUAAUCACUUGGGAAUAGAGAAAACAUGCAGCUUGGCCAGACUGUAUGUUAGUGUGCAUGUAAUGUACCGUGCAGUCUGGUGAUGCCAAGUCGGAAUGUGUGAAUAGCAGGGGUAUAAAACAAGCUUCAUAAGUGAUCAACAUAUGAUGGGAUGACAGCGGAACAGAUGCCUCAUUUUUCCAAGCGUGUUGGUUGUGUUUUCUGAGGUUCGAACUGAACAGGGUGGCGAAAGGG
Messenger RNA from Fusarium odoratissimum NRRL 54006, 1347 nucleotides. Its product is annotated as hsp10-like protein. The transcript is spliced from 3 exons. The coding region runs from base 273 to 587 and encodes 104 amino acids. The record is from RefSeq and is a predicted model, not a curated record. Lineage: Eukaryota; Fungi; Ascomycota; Sordariomycetes; Hypocreales; Nectriaceae. Gene Ontology annotation, cellular component: mitochondrial matrix. Gene Ontology annotation, molecular function: protein-folding chaperone binding; ATP binding; metal ion binding.